GGGGAGGAGGACUACAGGAUCCAGAGGUCUUUGGGAACUCCGGCAGCUCCAAGCUUGUUGGCUACUACAAUUUCCCGGAGGAGGGACGCUAUGAAAACAAACCCUGAUUGGUCAGGCCUGAGCUGAAUUUUCCAUUUAUGGACAGAUUGCCCAGCCCGAGACGAGGCGCAGGCAGAAGAGUACGGAGUAAGUGGCCGAAGAAAGAGGGGCGAGACUGAGGAACCAGGCAGACGCGCCGAGCGCAUCGCACUCACCUAGUCAGACGGCGAGCGCGGGGCCCGAGUGGACCCCUGCCCUGCGCAGGAUGCGCCCCGCCUGCUAAAUCGCCCCCCUCUCACCCUCACCUAGCGCCGCCGAGCCCGCCUGGAUGGAGUGCCCUCUGGGUUCCCAUUGGCUCCUGUGAGUGCUUGGGUGUCGGGAGCCUGUUUUUGGCGAGGGGAACCAACUUUUGAAGUUCUCCCAGGAGACUGCGUUCCGGCCCCAGCUCCGCGGCAGCCGGACCGACCGGGUGGAGGCGCGACCGCGGCGCGAGUCACCAUGGGAAGCAAGGGUGCCUACCGCUACCACUGGCAGAGCCACAAUGUCAAGCACAGUGGCGUGGACGACAUGGUGCUGCUCUCCAAGAUCUCGGAGAAUGCCAUUGUGGAGAAUCUAAAAAAGAGAUACAUGGACGACUACAUUUUUACAUACAUAGGAUCUGUACUAAUCUCAGUCAACCCUUUCAAGCAGAUGCCAUAUUUCGGGGAAAAAGAAAUUGAAAUGUACCAAGGAGCGGCACAGUAUGAAAACCCACCACAUAUCUAUGCCCUUGCAGAUAAUAUGUACAGAAACAUGAUCAUUGACAGAGAGAACCAGUGCGUCAUCAUCAGGUACGGAGAAGAUCGUUCUCAGUACGCGUGGAGGAUAUCCAUGUUUUUGGCAAAAACGUUCAUCGGUGUUGCCGUGCGCUUCAUGUUGCACGUGAAGGACAUCAUCCUGCAGUCCAACCCGCUGCUGGAGGCUUUCGGGAAUGCCAAGACAGUCCGGAACAACAACUCCAGUCGAUUUGGAAAAUACUUUGAAAUCCAGUUCAGUCCAGGUGGAGAACCAGAUGGUGGAAAGAUCUCCAACUUCCUUCUGGAAAAAUCCAGGGUGGUGAUGAGGAACCCUGGAGAGCGGAGUUUUCACAUAUUUUACCAGCUCAUCGAGGGCGCCUCUGCGGAGCAGAAACACAGCCUCGGCAUCACCAGCAUGGACUAUUAUUACUACCUGAGCCUCUCUGGGUCCUACAAGGUGGAUGACAUCGACGACAGGCGGGAGUUUCAGGAAACCCUGCACGCGAUGAACGUGAUCGGGAUCUUCGCAGAGGAGCAAACGCUGGUGCUGCAGAUCGUGGCGGGCGUGCUCCACCUGGGCAACAUCAGCUUCAAGGAGGUCGGCAAUUACGCCGCUGUGGAGAGCGAGGAGUUUUUGGCUUUUCCUGCAUACCUCCUGGGGAUAAACCAGGAGCGAUUGAAAGAAAAACUCACAAGCCGGCAGAUGGAUAGUAAAUGGGGAGGCAAGUCGGAGUCCAUCCACGUGACCCUCAAUGUGGAGCAGGCCUGUUACACCAGAGAUGCGCUCGCCAAGGCCCUGCACGCCCGAGUCUUUGAUUUCUUGGUAGAUGCCAUCAAUAAGGCAAUGGAGAAAGACCAUCAAGAAUACAACAUUGGCGUCCUGGACAUCUAUGGCUUUGAAAUAUUCCAGAAAAAUGGCUUUGAACAGUUUUGUAUCAAUUUCGUUAAUGAAAAAUUACAGCAGAUCUUUAUUGAACUGACAUUAAAGACAGAACAGGAAGAAUAUGUUCAAGAGGGAAUAAGAUGGACACCCAUUGAGUACUUUAAUAACAAAAUCGUGUGUGACCUCAUAGAGAACAAAGUUAACCCUCCUGGAAUCAUGAGCAUCCUGGAUGACGUGUGUGCCACGAUGCACGCGGUGGGUGAGGGCGCCGAUCAGACGCUGCUCCAGAAACUCCAGAUGCAGAUUGGGAAUCACGAGCACUUCAACAGCUGGAACCAAGGCUUCAUUAUUCACCACUAUGCUGGGAAGGUAUCCUAUGACAUGGAUGGCUUUUGUGAGCGCAACCGUGACGUGCUUUUUAUGGAUCUGAUCGAGCUUAUGCAGAGCAGCGAGCUACCUUUCAUAAAGUCUUUAUUUCCGGAAAAUCUGCAAGCUGACAAGAAAGGACGCCCAACUACUGCCGGAAGCAAAAUAAAGAAACAAGCCAAUGACCUUGUGAGCACCCUGAUGAAAUGCACACCCCACUACAUCCGCUGCAUAAAACCCAACGAAACCAAGAAACCCAGAGACUGGGAAGAAAGCAGGGUAAAGCAUCAAGUGGAAUACCUGGGUCUGAAAGAAAACAUUCGGGUGAGAAGAGCUGGCUACGCUUAUCGGCGCAUCUUUCAAAAAUUCCUACAGAGAUACGCCAUUCUGACCAAAGACACCUGGCCAUCAUGGAGAGGAGACGAGAAGCAAGGUGUCCUCCACCUGCUGCAGUCCGUCCACAUGGACAGUGACCAGUUCCAGCUGGGGAGGAGUAAAGUGUUCAUCAAAGCCCCAGAGUCUCUAUUUCUUCUAGAAGAGAUGAGGGAGCGAAAGUAUGAUGGCUAUGCUCGAGUGAUUCAGAAAUCAUGGAGGAAGUUCGUGGCCAGGAAAAAAUAUGUCCAAAUGAGAGAAGAAGCCUCAGACCUCUUGUUGAACAAGAAGGAGAGAAGGAGAAACAGUAUUAACAGGAACUUCCUCGGGGAUUACAUUGGGAUGGAGGAGCACCCCGAACUCCAGCAGUUUGUGGGCAAGAGGGAGAAGAUUGACUUUGCAGACACUGUCACCAAGUACGACCGGAGGUUCAAGGGUGUAAAGCGAGACUUGCUUCUUACCCCAAAGUGCUUGUACUUAAUUGGACGAGAAAAGGUCAAACAGGGCCCAGACAAAGGCCUUGUGAAAGAAGUGCUGAAGCGGAAGAUCGAGAUGGAGAGGAUCUUGUCCGUGUCCCUCAGUACUAUGCAGGAUGACAUUUUUAUUCUCCACGAGCAAGAGUAUGACAGUUUGCUUGAAUCUGUCUUCAAAACGGAAUUCUUAAGCCUCUUAGCAAAGCGUUAUGAGGAAAAAACCCAGAAGCAACUACCUCUGAAAUUCAGCAAUACGCUUGAACUGAAGCUGAAAAAGGAGAACUGGGGUCCCUGGAGUGCAGGCGGCUCCCGGCAAGUGCAGUUCCACCAAGGCUUCGGCGACAUGGCCAUCCUUAAGCCCAGUAACAAGGUGCUGCAGGUCAGCAUUGGACCCGGUCUGCCCAAGAACUCCCGUCCUACCAGAAGGAACACAAUCCAAAACAAAGGUUAUUCCGGUGGAAUUCAAAAUACCAACUACCCGACGAGAGUUGCCCCUCCUCCCCCAGGAUACCAUCAGAAUGGAGUCAUCAAAAACAAGUUUGCGCCACACCCCCAUGGCCCCGGAAACCAGAGGUCCAAUCAGAAAAGCCUGUACACCUCCAUGGCCCGCCCGCCCUUGCCAAGGCAACAGUCCACUGGCUCAGACAGAGUGUUCCAGACACCCGAGAGCCUGGAUUUCCUCAAGGUUCCAGACCAGGGCGCUGCGGGAGUCCGGAGACAAACGACCAGCCGGCCUCCCCCAGCAGGGGGCAGACCCAAGCCCCAGCCCAAGCCUAAGCCUCAGAUGCCCCAGUGCAAGGCUCUGUACGCCUAUGAUGCUCAGGACACAGAUGAACUCAGCUUCAAUGCCAAUGAUAUCAUUGAUAUUAUCAAAGAAGAUCCUUCUGGCUGGUGGACGGGUCGGUUACGAGGCAAGCAGGGCCUGUUCCCCAACAACUACGUGACCAAGAUCUGAGCACACAGAUGCUGAUGCACCAGGCAAAAGAGCUCCAGGCCCAGACGGGGAGGGGACAUUUGGGGGCUCCUCCUCUGAUCCACAGCAAGAACAGCUUCCCAAGGCCUGGAGUUACUCUAUACCUUUCCCAGGGAGGACGCCGACAGGGCUGGGUGGGCACAGGGAAUGUCCCUCCAUACAUGAUCCUAAAAGGUCGACUGUUCCUAGGAACCCAGGAGAGCAAACCACCACCCACCAAGAUUUAUUUAUUGUAUUUAAACCUGGUGAGAGGAUGAGCCAGGGCCACUCAGACUUGUUGGCUUCUAGAGAAUCGGCACCCCACGCUCUCCGGGCCCGGGGAAAGGCUGUGGGGACCGCUGACAAGUGCCUUUAGCUGAAGAGCACAUUUCUUUCGUCCCCCUUUUCCUUACCUGACAUACACAUUCCUCUCCGCCUGCUGGCGGCCUUCGGGGGGACCCUCUCUCUGCAGGCUGGGCUCAGCGAGGGGGCACUUCCCGUGAAAUGCUAGGGGCGGCAUGGCUGCUGAGCCCCUGCGUGCCAAGGGCGCUGGUCUACUCCUCACCGGGAUUGGCAGGGGCUGCCAGGCUGGGGCUGGGCUGUCGGCCUUGUUUUCUCGGGGUCUUCGAUUGGAAUGUGGCUGGCCCAUGUUGGUUUUGUGUUUAAUGCUGUACCUAUUCCAAGAAGGAUCUUUUUUUUUUUUCCCCAAGCUGUACAUUUAUAAAAACAGAUCAUAUACUGUACAUACAAAAAUCUCAAGAUGGUAGAAAUAUGUAUGAAUGUACUAAGUAGUAUUCCACUGUACUCAUUCAUAAGGUAGGUUUCAUUACAAGGCUCGCACCAGGUACUUACAAAUGUGCACUACUCCUGUUCAGCUACAGAAUCAGUAUUACUGCUUCCUGGCUCAGCCCCUGCAAACCCUUCUCACCUCUUCCCUGGAGGUAAUUUUCCUCUCUCCCCCUCUGGGUCCCUCCCUGCUAAAUAAAUAAAGGAAUCAGUGAACCGCCUUGCUCUUCCAUGAUGUUCAUUGCAGUCAUAGGGAAAAGCUGGAAACAAUGUUAACACAGUUAAGAGUUGUUGUACCCUGAAAUUUCUCUACCUCUCCUCCCAACUACCACAGGUUACUGGGAGGUUAGGGUUUGACCAACAUACACCUGAGUAUUCUCAAGUCCCUGGAAAAAAAUUAUUGGAUUACAUAUGAGAAAAAAACAUAUAUAUUUAUCUGAAUUUAGAACUUCAUUCUCCUCUGUUUUAUACUUCAAGAAUAGAGAGCAGAUUUCAUUUCAGUAACUAUAACAAACAGUGUGUAACAUGUACUUCAGUUCCAUCUUGCGACGAGGUAAAUUAAGAGAUGGAGAAAAAUAAAGCCCCGGUAUGAUGAAACGAAGAAGCUAAUAGUCUCUAUGUUUUACAAAGUCCUUCCACCUUUAUGGACGGAUUGAAAGUGGGAAGACGGAAGAAAGAACAAGAAUUUGGACUGAGGCGCCUGCUUCUCUGCCCUGGACCCCUCCCCUUGCUAACAUAAACCCCUGGCAAGCUGGCACAGGCUCCCCUCAACCAUCUCCUAAGUCAUUCCCAGCAGAUUUGAACUUAAUGAUGGCAUUUUGAACUUGUGUAUAACUGGGAAUCCUCAGGCUUUGGGUGACAACAUAGGAACCGAGUUAAAUGUCCCCACAAGCAGCAGGUAGAAUGCAAGUCCCUGAAGGUCACAGAUCAAGCCCUGCCCUGCACUCGGUGCCUAGCCCAUGCCGGGCGCCAGGAGUAGCUUGUGGUGGUUGAAUAGGGGAGUGAAUUUGUGUUUAUGUGGGGAAAAGACUUAGAUCCUAGUGGAGAUGCUAAAAUUCUGAAAUUGUCCAUUAAAAAGUAAAAAUUUAGAGAUGCACAUUGUAGGGGCUGCAACCAUGGGCUCACACAUAGCAACGGUGACUGUGAGGAUGGCCCAGGAGCAGGCAGCGUCCCUUCUGUUGUGCACAGGGUUGCUAUGAGUUGGAAUUGACUCAACGGCACGUAUCAACAAUAACCUUCUUAACCUUACCAUUGUCUAUAUAGAUAUGGUAAAUGGCGCUACUGAACAAAAUCUGGAGUAGAUUUUUGUUUUUUUUCUUCCUAAUUAAAAAAUGCCCUUUUCUCUCUCUGGGGCCUUAAAAGUCAUUAACCUGGCUUUGCUCCAGCCCCUGGAUCUAGCCAGCCCUGUCAUUUUGUUCACUGCUCCAUUAUACAAGAGUCACUUCACCUGGGCGAGCGUGAAAAAGAUGGUGGGGCCAUCCCUGCCUUCUGGGAACGGAACUUGCCGUUGUGUUUGGGAUGAGGGGUGUCCAUGUGCACACACCACCCACAUGCACAGCGGUAUAAAGA
This is a messenger RNA of Trichechus manatus latirostris (Florida manatee), 6216 nucleotides long. RefSeq names its product myosin IE (gene MYO1E). NCBI's taxonomy places the organism in Eukaryota, Metazoa, Chordata, Mammalia, Sirenia, Trichechidae. Bases 538 to 3864 code for a protein of 1108 amino acids. The record is from RefSeq and is a predicted model, not a curated record. Gene Ontology annotation, biological process: actin filament organization; vesicle transport along actin filament. The transcript is spliced from 28 exons. Gene Ontology annotation, cellular component: myosin complex; vesicle; actin cytoskeleton. Gene Ontology annotation, molecular function: actin filament binding; microfilament motor activity; ATP binding.